Messenger RNA from Paramuricea clavata, 435 nucleotides. The record is from the annotation of a GenBank genome assembly. Lineage: Eukaryota; Metazoa; Cnidaria; Anthozoa; Malacalcyonacea; Plexauridae.
AUGUCGGAUCGUGGCCGACAAUUUGAAUCCAAACUCUGGUCAUCUCUCAUUUCUCUUCUCGGAAUACAAUGCACCAGCAACGUCCUGUUCCCCCACAAAACUACGGUUUGCCUCCAUCUUAUAUACCGGCGUGCAUUACAACAAGCUACACAUGUUUACGUUAGGCACGAUGCAGUCAAAAGUGCGUUCCAACGACCCUACGACGGCCCAUUCCUAGUCAUCCAACGCACUGACAAGUUCUUUACGCUCAACACGAAUGGGUGCCGUGAUACAGUCUCUAUCAACAGGCUCAAGCCAGCAUUCCUUGAGAAAAGGAACGACCCACCGCUCAAGCCAACCACACAUCCCAUGACACCUGUUUCUCCCGAUGCAAUUGAACCACUCUUGCCAACGGUAUUACCAACACCAUCUUUAACGACACGUUCUGGCCGUACG